CAGCUGCCCCUCACAUUGCUCAACGCCGCAAGAGGCAAGGCCAUGGUAAGUGCGGCUCAAGACGCUUCUCAACCUUGCCCACCCGUCUCACUGACAGCUAUGCCCUUGCGCUGUUCCCUCCUACCUCCUCCCCUCUCACUCACGCACGCACGCGCACAUACACGCACACAGCUGGUCGAGCUCAAGUCCGGCGAGACAUUCAACGGCAUGCUCAUUGCGGCCGACAACUUCAUGAACCUGACAUUGCGUGAGGUCUACCAGACAAGCGCAUCGGGUGACGAGUUCUGGAAGCUGCCAGAGUGCUAUAUCAAGGGGGCUACGGUGAGUGAGCGAUCCACGGACGACCAUUGAGGGCUGGAGAUGGGACGAAGGACGGGUGGCUCAUUGGGAUUGCAAGGAGCGGAGGGAGAAGAAGAGGAUGACAUUUGAGAUGGACUCGCUGAUCACAACGAAGCGAGUGCCUGGCUGCUGACCAUCUCGCACCUCUCCUCUCGCGCACGUAGAUCAAAUACCUCCGCCUAGCAGACAACCUACUCGACGCGGUUCGACAGCAAGAGGAACAAGCACGUCGCGCGAGGCAAGGAGG
Molecule: messenger RNA, 586 nt
Organism: Jaminaea rosea
Lineage: Eukaryota; Fungi; Basidiomycota; Exobasidiomycetes; Microstromatales
Exons: 1
Biological process (GO): mRNA splicing, via spliceosome; spliceosomal snRNP assembly; P-body assembly
Cellular component (GO): P-body; U6 snRNP; spliceosomal tri-snRNP complex
Molecular function (GO): U6 snRNA binding
Source: RefSeq, a predicted model, not a curated record